Anopheles nili is the source of this 2816-nucleotide messenger RNA. It is a transcript of the gene PKD, whose product is annotated as serine/threonine-protein kinase D3. The coding region runs from base 96 to 2816 and encodes 906 amino acids. Lineage: Eukaryota; Metazoa; Arthropoda; Insecta; Diptera; Culicidae. Gene Ontology annotation, molecular function: ATP binding; protein serine/threonine kinase activity. The transcript has 7 exons. Gene Ontology annotation, biological process: protein phosphorylation. The record is from RefSeq and is a predicted model, not a curated record.
UGAACGGAUUUGUCCCGGUGCCAAAUCUCGUCCCACCCUCACCCACUGCCCACCAUCACCACCACAAUCAUCCCCUCCUGCCAACGAGCGUCACCAUGGCCGGUCAUAACGACAUCACGUUCAUCUUCCAGUUCGGCAACCUGCGCGACAUCGCGACAGUGGAGUCGAGUGCACUGACGCUCAAAACGCUGAAAGAGCUCGCUUGCGAGUUCAUCAACAACAAGAUACCCGAGAACGGGCUGAACCGGCUUCCGGAACGGUUGCUGCUGUUCCGUCAUGACUACGAAUCGCACAACGUGCUGCAGAUGGUGACGGCCGCUUCCGACAUCGUCGACGAAACACUCGUCGAGAUCGUGCUCACUGCCAACCAAACGCUGCUUCCGCCAGCCAGUGGUGGGUCCGCUGUACACCGGAACAACGCAAUCCACGACGACAUUCCGCUGGUGCGACCACACGCGCUCAAUGUGCACUCGUACAAGGCACCGACCUUUUGCGAUUUCUGCGGUGAGAUGCUGUUCGGGUUAGUCCGCCAAGGGUUGAAGUGUGAUGGAUGCGGACUCAAUUACCACAAGCGGUGUGCGAUUAAGGUACCGAACAACUGCAGCCGGGUCGAGCACACGGGGGUGUUGCAGCAGGGUCAACAACAGCAGCAGCAACACAGCAACGGAAGUGCUGGUCGUCGAUCGGGCGGUUCUUCCGGUGGUGGGUUACUGUCCUCGAUGACGGGCCGCAGCCCUUCCGGGGGUUCCAGCAACUCGCUCGCAUCGGACGAAACGGCCGGGGCCGGGACUAUGCUGUGCACAUCCAACACUCUCCGACAGAGCCGAUCACCUUCACUGACGAGUCGAGGUGGCGUCGGUGGCCAACCUAUCAAGAUCCCGCACAGCUUCUCCAUUCACACGUACACCCGACCGACGGUGUGUCAGUACUGCAAAAAGCUUUUGCGCGGCCUCUUCAAACAGGGUGUCCAGUGUCGAGAUUGUCACUACAAUGCCCACAAGAAAUGUAUCGAAAAGGUCCCAAAGGACUGCACGGGCGAGAACACGCAACCAACGGACACUCACGAUGACCGGAGUCAACCGGGAGAGCUGUAUAAGGACGAUCAGGAGGAUGAGAGCGACUUCGACGAUAACCCGCUUGGUCAGGCACCCAGCAGGCGAUCAGGAGGCGGUUCAGUGACAGCACCCACGUCCAGUGAACCUCUGCUUGGAACUCUUGCAACUGGCAACGCCAGUUCACCGAGCAAGAUGAACGGUGGCAGCACUGGCAGUGGGUCCGGAUCUUCCCCGAGUUAUCACCUGCUGGAUGACUCCGACGACAAUCGACUGGAGGUGAUCUGUGAGCAGUCACGUCAGUCCUCCAGCAAUUCGUCUUCUUCGCCGAGCGCAAACAUCCCGCUGAUGCGAAUCGUUCAGUCGGUGAAGCACACGAAACGCCGAGAUGGACGUGCAAUGAAAGAAGGUUGGUUGGUGCAUUUCACCAGCAAAGAGAAGACGACGAAGCGGCACUACUGGCGACUCGAUUCGAAGGCAAUCACGCUGUUUGUGUCGGAUCAGGGCAGCAAGUACUACAAGGAGAUCCCACUCAACGAGAUUGUCGCAGUUGAGCAGGCUCGUACAUUGCAGGGUGCUGUGUUGCACUGCUUUGAGAUCCGCACGGCUACAGUCGACUACUACGUCGGGCAGGAUCCUCUAUACAACAUGAAACACUCCGAUCCAGUGUUAGCGCUGCCACCACCUGACAGUGGUGUUGGAGCGUACCUUGCCAAGAGCUGGGAGACGGCGAUUCGGCAGGCAUUGAUGCCGGUCCAGACGGGAACAGGUCGAGCAGAAGCAGCUGGUGCUGGUGCGGGAUCUGGUGGAGCUGCGGAACCGGAAGAACGUGUCACUGACAUGAGCCAGCUGUACCAGAUUUUCCCGGAUGAGGUGCUUGGGUCGGGACAGUUCGGGAUCGUGUAUGGAGGUGCUCACCGGAAGACACACCGAGCGGUGGCUAUCAAGGUGAUCGAUAAAUUGCGAUUCCCGACAAAACAGGAAGCGCAGCUCAAGAAUGAGGUCGCUAUCCUGCAGAAUCUCUCACACGCCGGUGUCGUCAAUCUGGAGCGAAUGUUCGAGACACCCGAGCGCAUCUUCGUCGUGAUGGAGAAGCUGAAGGGUGAUAUGCUGGAGAUGAUCUUGUCCCAUCAGAAUGGCCGAUUGAACGAGCGCGUCACCAAGUUCCUGAUCACGCAGAUACUCGUCGCGCUGAAGUAUCUGCACAGCCGGAACAUCGUGCACUGCGAUUUAAAGCCGGAAAACGUGCUGCUCUCGUCGGACAGCGAGUUUCCGCAGGUGAAACUGUGUGACUUUGGGUUUGCUCGCAUCAUCGGGGAGAAGUCGUUCCGUCGGUCGGUUGUCGGCACGCCUGCUUAUCUCGCUCCGGAGGUGUUGCGAAACAAGGGCUACAAUCGCUCGCUGGACAUGUGGAGCGUCGGUGUCAUCAUCUACGUCAGUCUCAGUGGUACAUUCCCAUUCAACGAAGAUGAGGACAUCAACGAUCAAAUCCAAAACGCCGCGUUCAUGUAUCCGCCGAACCCCUGGAAGGAGAUUUCGUCUGAUGCUAUCGACCUGAUCAACAACCUGUUGCAGGUGAAGCAACGUAAGCGGUUCACGGUGGACAAAAGCCUGCUGCACUGUUGGCUGCAAGAUCUGCAGACGUGGAAUGAUCUGCGCGCUCUGGAAGCGCAGGUUGGCCUACGCUACCUGACACACGAAUCGGACGACGCCCGAUGGGCAGUGACGGCAGGAAGUGGGGCCAACACCGGAAGCAGCCCAUGA